AGUCAUACGAGCUCAAUCUGGCAGCGUGGCCCAAGCAAACCAGAAGUUGUGCGUAUCUCGUUUCGUUGGGCUGCCAUGGGCAACCAGGUGUGCUCAUCGCAGGGAUGCUGUGCGGGAGACGAGGGCAAGGCCACCGCCACUGCGGCCGACCACAGCGUGCUCGAGGCGACGCAGGUGCUGGAGGACUCCAGGGCCUGCCCGGGGAAAGAGAAACUUGACCUCCCGCCUGUCAACGACAAGACGUACUCCGUGAUGCUCAACAAGAGAUCGGGCGGGAAGCUCGGCCUCGACGUGGACUUCAUGGAGGGCCGGACGAUCCUGCCGAUCAUGGCGCUCACCGGCGGGCUCGCCGAGGCGUGGAACACGGCCAACCCGCUGACGCCCUUGCAGAGGGGUGACAGCAUCGUCGCGGUGAACGGCUGCAGCGCGAACGCCAGCGCAAUGCUGGACAAGUGCAAAAACGACACCGUGCUCGAACUUACGCUCUGCGCCCAGCUGACCUACGAGCACCUCGUCGGGGACCUAGAGAAGCUGGUGGACCAGAAAGGCUGCGGCCCGCUCCUGGUCCGCCUGUCCUGGCACGACGCCGGCGUCUUCAGCACCGGCAGCAACCCCGGUGGUUGCCCCAAUGCCGCGAUGCGCUUCCUGGACGGCGGCGAGAGCAAGUUCGGCGCCAACGCCGGGCUGCCGGAGGUGGCGAUCCCCCUCCUCUCGAACAUCUCGGGCAAGUACUGCCCAGACCUCAUCUCGCACGCGGACCUGUGGGCCCUGGCCGCCAACGUGUCCAUUCGCCUGAUGGGCGGCCCGGACAUCGCCACGCGCUUCGGCCGGGUAGACGCACGGUCCUCCGCCGCGUCCGUGCCGUCCCAGGACGGUCGCUUACCAGAUGGCGACAAGGGCGCGGACCACUUGCGGCAGAUCUUCCACUCCAAGGGCUUUCAGGACAGGGACAUCGUGGCGCUCUCGGGUGCUCAUGCCGUCGGCAGGUGCCACCUCGACCGGUCCGGCUUCGACGGGGCGUGGACUGCGGACCCCAGCAGGUUCGACAACUCGUACUUCAAGGCUCUGGUCGAGAAGUCCUUCAGCCCCGAGACGACAAGCAAGGGCAAACCGCAGUACAGGUGCGCGGCCUCGAAUACCAUCAUGCUGGAGAGCGAUAUGGCUCUGGUCCAGGACCCCAGCUUCAAGAGGUGGGUGGACGCCUACGCCGCGGACCAGGACGCCUUCUUCGCGGACUUCUCGGACAGCUGGGCGCGCCUGCAGGAGCUCGGCUGGGCGAGCCUGCGGGAC
Prorocentrum cordatum is the source of this 1290-nucleotide messenger RNA. NCBI's taxonomy places the organism in Eukaryota, Dinophyceae, Prorocentrales, Prorocentraceae. The record is from the annotation of a GenBank genome assembly.